Molecule: messenger RNA, 1284 nt
Organism: Pestalotiopsis fici W106-1
Lineage: Eukaryota; Fungi; Ascomycota; Sordariomycetes; Amphisphaeriales; Sporocadaceae
Exons: 3
Coding region: 1-1284 (427 amino acids)
Biological process (GO): chromatin remodeling
Cellular component (GO): Ino80 complex
Source: RefSeq, a predicted model, not a curated record
AUGGCCUCACGCCCUCGCCGUGCCGCGGCUCAGAAGGCCAACACCGCGAUUACUGACAUGGUCGAUAGCGACAACAUCAUUAGUAGUAAGACGGGCAAGAUCAUGUCUUCCAGAGCACAAUCUCGUCGAUCUGAGGGUAAGAUUGCCGCCACAACCACUAGACGCGGCCAACCUUCGCCCUUGGGUUCUAACCAGCAUAUGCAUGUCACAGUCAAGCUCCCAGCGAGCAAGCUUCGCCAUGCCACCUCGAGCCGCAACGGCCAUUCUGGAGGCCGGGAAAGUUUCGAGGGUGGUGAAAUCUUGGAAGGAAAAAGAAAUCGAAGUCAGAAAAAGAGCUACGUUGUCGAAUCUAGUGAGGACGAUGCCGAGGGUGAGGAUGAUGAUGAUGCCGAGGCAGAGGAUGACACGAUGGAUCUCGGCGAUGAUGAUGCCGAGGGCGAGAUUGUCGAUGAUUCCAUGGACCUUGAUGUGGAUGCCGAAGGAGAGGAAGAUGACGACCUGAGUGAUGAGGAUGCGGAAGGUGAAGAGGACGACAUGACCAUGGACGUAACGCCUGCAGCUCCCGCCAUCAAGGUCUCGAAACCUUCAGCCUCCAGAGCAGCCGCUUCGAAAGCGAGGGCAGCUGCCAAACCAGCACUCAAGCAGGACGUUGCAGACGAUAACAGCGAACUCAGCGAGCUUGAUAGUGACGACGAGGAAAUUCAAGACACCGUUAAUGUCGGUGGAGCGGAUGAUGAAGAGGACGAGGACGCGGAAGGCGAAGAUGACGACGAUAUUGAGGCUGCAGGUGCCGCUGCUCAGGACGACGACGAGGGCGAGGAACUACUCAGCGAUGACGAUGGUAGUCGAGCAGCAUCGCCCGACUUUGCCAAAAUGACGAAGCGGCAGCGUGCCAGAUUCGAGGAUGACGAUGGCAGCCUGUUGAAACUCUCCGAUGAGGUUCAAGCAAAGAAGCAUUUUACUGCGGAAGAGCUUUCCAUGCGACGUGCCGAAAUGGCACGACGAAGACGGAAUCUGAGUGAGAAGCGCAAUGAAGAAGUCAAGAGAGAAACCAUCGACAAGCUGCUCAAGAAGCAAGCGCCCAAGACGAAUCGCAAGGCGCAAUUAGCAGCCGAAGAAGCAGCUCAAUUGGAAGAGAAGCCGAAUCCAGUCUUUGUUAGAUGGGUGAGCAACAAGGACGGCAACCGAGUUGCAGUCCCAGAUGAGAUCAUCGCAGGUCCCGCUGGAAAGGUCUUUAUCCCUGGCGGCCUCAGAAGCGGUAAAAUGGUCGAAGAAGUUAAUUGA